Spodoptera exigua (beet armyworm) is the source of this 1963-nucleotide messenger RNA. NCBI's taxonomy places the organism in Eukaryota, Metazoa, Arthropoda, Insecta, Lepidoptera, Noctuidae. The record is from the annotation of a GenBank genome assembly.
CUGCAUGAGACGUCGGAUUGGACGACGAGAGAGAGAGACUGGGAGCAUCCACAAUCUCAAAAUAUAUUGUUUUCACAAAAGUUUAAAGUUAACAAGAGAAACGAAAUUUUAAAGAUAAAAUAAAAGAAUGUAUCUAUACUUUAGUUAAAUCUACUUCAACAAUUUUUUCUGCUUACCACAAAAUAAUUCAAAAUUAAUAAUGUAAACAUUCAAGAAAUCAUUUGCAAAUUUUUUAUCCCACAGUUCGUUCAUUUAAAUUACAAAUCACAAUAGUCUGUGUCUGAAGUUUGAAGAUUUGUGCUUUGAAUAGAAUAGGUAUCUAAAAUCAGACCCAAAAAUGACUUUUAAAUUGUUGAAGAGGGCUUUUAGUUCUUCGUCAUAUCGAAGUGGUCCCCAAGUAUGUAUUGUGGGUGCUGGACCAGCGGGAUUCUAUGCAGCGAUGCAUCUUACGAAGAAAUUGGAGUCUGUUAAUAUUGAUAUAUUAGAAAAGUUGCCAGUGCCCUUUGGACUUAUAAGGUAUGGUGUGGCCCCAGAUCAUCCAGAAGUGAAGAAUGUUAUAAACCAGUUCACCAAAGUAGCACAGCAACCUAAUGUUAAUUUCUAUGGAAACAUAACUUUGGGUAAAGAUGUUCAUCUGCAUCAAUUGAGACAACAUUAUGAUGCAGUACUUUUGUCAUAUGGUGCUGAAGAAGAUAAAACCCUUGGUAUAGAAAAUGAAGAUGCAACCAAUGUUAUUGCUGCACGGAGAUUUGUAGGGUGGUAUAAUGGACUUCCUAGUGACAAAGAUUUAAAGGUUGACUUAUCUGGCCGAACAGCAGUUAUUCUUGGUCAAGGAAAUGUUGCAUUAGAUGUAGCAAGAAUAUUACUAAUGCCAAUUGACGAGCUGAAGAAAACUGACAUAACAGAACAUGCACUCUGUGCUCUGUCAGAGUCUAAAUUAAAAGAAGUAUAUUUGGUAGGCAGAAGAGGGCCUCUACAAGUAGCUUUCACCAUAAAAGAACUCAGAGAACAGCUGAAGUUGAAAAACUGUAGAACAAUAUGGAAUGACAAAGAUUUCAUUGAUGUGGACAAAAUAGUGCCAGAUCUACCGCGACCUCGUAAAAGAUUGACUGAACUUAUGUUGAAAUCAGUAAAUGAAAACCAAGCAGUAACUGAUGAUGAUCAAACAAAGUAUUUCAAACCGGUAUUCUUUAGAAGUCCAAACAAAUUCUUGGUUGACAAUAACAACCACUUGACUGGAAUUGAAUUAACAUGUACUAAACUUGUUGGAGAUAAACUGGAAGAACAGCGGUGUGUGCCUACUGGUGAGAAAGACAUAAUCAAUUGUAAUUUAGCAUUCAGGAGCAUAGGUUACAAGAGUGUUCAAGCAGAUAAAGAUUUAAUAUUGAAACAUGGAGUAGUAGAAAAUAAUAAGGGCAUUGUUGAAGAUAGUGCAGGCCUAGGAAAACUUUAUGUAGCAGGGUGGCUUGGCACUGGACCAGUUGGUGUAAUAUUACAUACAAUGGGAAAUGCAUUCCAAGUAGCUAAAGUAAUGCUUGAAAAUUUGAGCAGCACUGACAACUUUAAUAAAGGUGGUUUUACAGAAAUAAAGAAAAUAAUCACCGAAAAUAACAGCAAUGUUAUUGACUGGGGUGGUUGGGAAAAAAUUGAUAAGUUUGAAAAAGACCAAGGUAAAAUAAAAGGUAAACCUCGUGAAAAGGUUUGCAGUGUGGAAAAGAUGAUUGAGUUAGCUAAGAAAUAAGUGUUGUAAAUUUAAACUUAUAUUUUGUUAUUAUUACUUAUUAUAUUGUUUUUUCUUCACAUAUUUAUUGAAAUAGUUCUAAAAAUACCAAUUUAAAAAUUAGGUAGUGUAAGUAAAAAUUUAUGUACUUACACUAUAUGAAGGGUAAAUAUAAUAUUUAAAUGAUUGUAAUUUUUUAUAUACAUAUUUGUAAAGGUUUAUUAAAUAACUUGUUUUAACAUG